GUAAUGCUCUUCUUUAACAAAGAAACAAAGAAACAAGAAGGAAAGAAAGCUCAUGGAGAUCGAGAUUGAAAGCCCGGGAGAUCCCAGUUGUUCUACUGACACCAUGGAGAAGAAGAAGAAGAAGAAACAGCAGCACAACCCUAAUACAAAAGAAAAGAACAGUUUGGAGCAACAGAACGGUGAGCAUCUGGGAACCAGAGAACAUUAUGCUAAUCCAAACUGCAAACAUGCGUCCAAUCCUUAUCAUUCAUGUGGUCCAUAUUGCUCUCCAUCUAAUAAUUCACAUCCAACCCAAUCUAGAGUUACUAAUAUGAAUGAAGUCCUUGCAAAUCAAAGAAGAAAAGAAAUAGCAAAAGGAAAAGCCAUAAAAGCAGAACCAGGAGGUGUUAAUGGUGUUAAACAAGUGAUUGUAGACAAGAAGAUUGCGAAUCCUAAUUGCAAAAAUGCUUCCAAUCCUUACCAUGUAUGUGCUGAAUAUUGUUUGUCAAAAGCCUCUAAUCAAGGACAAACCAAGGGUGUCACAGUUGGCUCAAAACAACCAUCCAAGUAUUUGAAUAUAAAAGGAGGAAAUUCAAAUCCAAAUUCCAAUUCCAAUUCUAAUAUCAAUUUCAGUGGCAAUUCCAAAUGCAAAAAUGCAUCCAAUCCAUAUCAUAAAUGUGCUGAAUAUUGCUUCAACACUCCUAACCAUGAUCAGCAGCCUAAAAAAGAGAUAGAGAAAAUGAAGAAGAGGAAUGGGCAUUCUAGCAGUGUUGAUGCAUUUAAUCCUCCAAAGAAUCAAGUGAAGGCCAUUGAAUCAAAUACAAAGGAAGGUGAUGAAAAGUUAAUGGACAAUGACAACAAGAGGAAUUCAUGGAGUUUUUAUGAGGAAGAUCUAAUAGAGAGAGUCAGCAUUUUGAAUGGAAGUGAGCAUGAUUUAGAGGCAUCUUAUGAGAGGGAUUUACACCUUCAAGAAAUAGAUUCAUUUGAUUUUCACUCUCAAAAGAUAAGUAAAGCUGAGGAAAAUAAGAAAACAGAGGAGGUGAAGAUGGAAGUACUGCAGCAAAUGAAGAUAAAUGCACCAAAUUCAUACAGUAAUAGUGUCCCAAAUUUGCUCAAGAAACUUCCUAAAAGUGAUAAUCAAUAUAAGAAUAGAAAGGCAAUCUCAUCGCCAUGCUCGCCGUUUCACUUUGGUUUGUUGCUCAUUUCUGUUUUAUAUUACAUAGCACAUGUAAUUAUCACUGGUGCUGUUUUCCCGGAAGGAAAAACAUAUGCAAGAAUAAAGUACAAAGAAUCAGAGGAUAUCAAAAGAGAAGGUAUAGAUACAUCCAGUUUCUAGUAUCACAAAUGUAGCACAUGAAUGUUGAGUUAAUGAUUGUUUUAUGUACAAUACCACACUUUUGUUACUACUUGUAUCUGUUUAAGUUGUAAUAACUUCAUUUCUCUUUGUUAGUUAGAUCUGUUUCUUUUCUUUGUUUUUAAGAUAAAGUAAUGUAACUUCCCAGAAAGUAACACA
Messenger RNA from Dioscorea cayenensis subsp. rotundata (Guinea yam), 1492 nucleotides. RefSeq names its product myb-like protein I. Lineage: Eukaryota; Viridiplantae; Streptophyta; Magnoliopsida; Dioscoreales; Dioscoreaceae. The coding region runs from base 53 to 1315 and encodes 420 amino acids. Gene Ontology annotation, cellular component: Prp19 complex; post-mRNA release spliceosomal complex; catalytic step 2 spliceosome. The transcript is spliced from 8 exons. The record is from RefSeq and is a predicted model, not a curated record.